This is a messenger RNA of Anisakis simplex (herring worm), 852 nucleotides long. NCBI's taxonomy places the organism in Eukaryota, Metazoa, Nematoda, Chromadorea, Rhabditida, Anisakidae. The record is from the annotation of a GenBank genome assembly.
AUGAGUACUUCCUAUUUGGUUGGUGUAGCGACCGUGACCAGCGGUGUUGCCAUAAUCGCAUCACUGCUUGUGGUUGGUGUUCUCUUCCAAGACAUCAACUCACUUUACGAUGACGUUAUGGCCGAUAUGGCUGAGUUCAAGAUCAUCUCGAAUGAUGCCUGGAAAGAGAUCGUGUUCGUCAACCACCGCCCACAAGAGGGCAUGAACGUCGAGUCGAUCUUCGGACGCCACAAGCGUCAGGCCAGUGACACCUGCAACUGCGCCACUCGUGCCGGAAACUGCCCAGCCGGACCACAAGGUCCAAAAGGAUUCCCAGGAAUGCCAGGCUCUCCAGGAGCCACCGGUCUGCCAGGCAUGCCAGGCAAACCAGGAAGCUUCGCACCAGGAUACCCAGGAAGCGCAGGAAACUGCAUCUUGUGCCCAGCUGGACCAGCCGGACCAAUCGGACCAGCAGGACCAGCAGGACCAGCCGGACCAGCCGGAUUCAACGGAGCUCCAGGAGCUGACGGCAAAAAAGGACCAUCCGGCCCAACCGGACCAGCUGGAGAUGCUGGAGCACCAGGAGCAGCAGGAAGAGCUGGACCAGUCGGACCACCCGGCCAGAACACCCUCACAAAAGUUGGAGUACCCGGACCUAAAGGACCUAACGGAGCAGCUGGUCAACCCGGAGCUCCAGGCCCAGCAGGCAAACCCGGUGCAGCCGGAAACCAAGGACCAUCAGGCGGAGCAGGACCCGAUGGCAGACCAGGACCAGCCGCUCUCAACGGUAUGCCAGGAGCACCUGGUAUGGAUGGCCGUACUGGAUCGGAUGCUCAGUACUGUCCUUGCCCAGACCGCAGCAUCAACAACUAA